Messenger RNA from Centropristis striata (black sea bass), 1222 nucleotides. RefSeq names its product glucagon b (gene gcgb). Gene Ontology annotation, cellular component: extracellular region. The transcript is spliced from 3 exons. Gene Ontology annotation, molecular function: glucagon receptor binding; hormone activity. Lineage: Eukaryota; Metazoa; Chordata; Actinopteri; Perciformes; Serranidae. Bases 357 to 860 code for a protein of 167 amino acids. Gene Ontology annotation, biological process: response to starvation. The record is from RefSeq and is a predicted model, not a curated record.
GUCAUGUUUGAUUAUAACACCUAAAGAAGCAGCUUUUAACACCCAGACACUGCUUCUUCUCCUUUUUCUCUUCUUUUUUUCUUUUUUAAACAAAGUCAAAUAGAUUCAGUGGAGUGAGACGGAAGCUGACUAAUGGGUUGAGAGUAACAGAGGAUCUGCUGAGGUUUCAGUGACGGGGGAGUCACCUGGGAGGAUGCUCCUCAGCUCCACUAUAUAAGAGUGAGCAGAUCAAGAGGGGACCAUGAAACGGCUUCAGAGAGAAGAAGGGCACCCAUCAGCGCACUUUACAAUACUUCUCUCAGACCCUCAACACAAAGGAACACAGGUGAGGAUAUUUGUACUUUGACCUUUUAUACAUGACAUAUUAUUUCUCUUCUAAUUGUUGUAUUCACAGUCUCUCUCUCUCUCCCUCCCUCCCUCUCUCUCUCUCUCUCUCUCUCUCUCUCUCUUUCUCUCUCUCUCUCUCUCAUCUUUCUAAAGCUCAAACAAUGAAAAGCGCUCACUCUUUGGCUGGAGUCCUGCUCCUCAUCAUGAUCCAAAGCAGCUGGCAGAUGCCUGAUCAGGACACAGACCGGAACCCCAUGCUAUUGGCUGAAAACUCCAUGAUGGCCGAACCCAUUGAGCUCCCAAACAUGAAGAGGCAUUCAGAGGGGACAUUUUCCAACGACUACAGUAAAUAUCUGGAGACGAGAAGAGCACAAGACUUUGUCCAGUGGCUAAAGAACUCAAAAAGGAACGGGAGCUUAUUCAGACGUCAUGCAGACGGCACUUUCACCAGUGAUGUGAGCUCCUACCUGCAGGACCAGGCAGCCAAGGACUUUGUGAUCUGGCUGAAGAGCGGCCGAGGAAGAAGAGAGUGAACUCAACCAGUAGCUCUCUUUAUAAUGCAACAUUUCACACUGACUCUGUGCUACUAUAUGUCUCACAAUCUGUACUAGACUUUUUCUUGGUCAUGCUAUUAAAUCCCCCCUCAAAAGAAGCUCUGUCGGCCUUCAAUGGUUGAAGGAAAUGUUGUCACAAUGCAAAAAAAGUUACAUCAUGAUUGAUUUUUUUGUUUCACAUUCUGCCUUUUUUCGUCUUCUUUCUCACAUAAAAUUUGUAAGAUUACGUUACAAUCAUGUUAUUAAUCUGAAUUGCAGCUGCGAUAAUUACAUCUGUAGAUAGUCUCAAUGCCUUUUACUAUUAUUCAGAUAAAAGUCAUAUUUAGUUUUCAAUAAAGAAA